AUGAAAAUGAUUUUAUUUGCUUGUUCGCUCUUACUAACUAUAUUCUCAACUUGUGGCUAUGCAGCUAUAAACACGUCAAGUCCUUUGUCAAUAGAACAAACUCUGAGCUCUCCUAGUGAUUUUUAUGAGUUAGGUUUCUUCAGUCCUAAUAACUCUCGAAAUCUAUAUGCUGGGAUCUGGUUCAAGAACGUUGAUCCUCGUGUGGCUGUGUGGGUGGCUAACAGAGAUACACCAGUUACAACGUCCACGGCGAGUCUCACUCUCAGCAGCAACGGGACUCUGAUCUUGCUUGAUGGAAAUCAAGAUGUUGUUUGGUCAGCAGGAGAAGCUUCCACAUCUAACAAGUGUCACGCGGAGCUUUUAGACACAGGAAAUCUUGUUGUGAUUGAUGAUGUUUCAAGAGAAACUUUAUGGGAAAGUUUUGAGAAUCUUGGUAAUACUUUGCUGCCUCAGUCAUCGUUGACGUAUGAUCUUCCCCAGGGCAAGAAGCGUGUAUUGACGUCAUGGAGAAAUGACACUGAUCCAUCCCCUGGGGAGUUUACACUGGAGAUUACACCACAAGUCCCUUCGCAGCAGCUGUUGAGGAGAGGCUCAGUACCUUACUCAAGAAGUGGUCCAUGGGCAAGAACAAGAUUCUCUGGCAUAGACGGAUGGGAUGAAUCAUUUGUGAGUCCAUUCAGCCUUGUCCAAGAUGUAGUGAACGGCACAGGCUCUUUCUCUUAUUCCACAUUCAGAAACUACAAUCUAUCGUAUCUCACGGUAACAUCAGAAGGGCAAAUCAAGAUUUACUGGGACAAUGGCAAAAGGUGGUUGCAUCACUUUACGGCUCCAGAAAACUCAUGUGAUUUCUAUGGUGCAUGCGGGCCUUUUGGUUACUGUGUGAGAUCCAGUUCUCCGAGGUGCAGAUGCUUGAAAGGGUUUGUGCCAAAGUCAGAUGAAGAGUGGAGGAAAAGGAAUUGGACAAGUGGGUGUGUGAGACGUACACAGUUAUCUUGCAAGGCAAAUGCUUCUACUAGAAGACAAGGCAGAGACGCAGACGUCUUCUAUCGUAUGACCAAUGUAAAGACUCCGGAUCUGUACCAGUUUGCAAGCUUUCUAAAUGCAGAACAGUGUUACGAAGGUUGUCUAGGCAAUUGUUCUUGCACAGCCUUUGCCUAUAUAAGUGGGAUUGGAUGCUUGGUAUGGAAUGGGGAGCUAGUUGACACAGUUCAGUUUUUGACUAAUGGAGAGAUUCUCUCCAUCCGUCUUGCAAGCUCGGAAUUAGCUGGAAGCAGUCGAACAAAGAUUAUUGUAGGUAUCAGUGUCAGUCUUUCCAUUUUCGUGAUCUUGGCCGUUACAGCAUAUCUGUUCUGGAGAUACAGAGCAAAACAAAAUGAAUCAACUCCGGUUGUCGUUGAUACUUCACAAGAUGCAAGGAAGAAUGAUUUCGCACCACGAGAUAUCUCAGGCGUAAAUUUCGUUGAGAUGAACACCAUACGAACUGCCACCGAUGACUUCAGUUCCUCGAAUAAACUCGGUCAAGGUGGAUUUGGUCCAGUUUAUAAGGGAAAGUUGCCGGAUGGGAGGGAAAUAGCUGUUAAACGCCUCUCUAGUAGCUCCGGUCAGGGUACAGAGGAGUUCAUGAAUGAAAUAACACUGAUCUCGAAAUUACAACAUAGAAUCUUGGUUCGGCUUUUGGGAUAUUGCAUUGAAGGAGAAGAGAAGAUAUUGAUAUAUGAGUUUAUGGUGAAUAAAAGCCUCGACAUUUUUCUCUUUGAUCCAUCUCUGAAGUUCGAGCUUGAUUGGCCAAAGAGAUUUGAUAUCAUUCAAGGCAUUGCUCGUGGACUUCUCUAUCUCCACCGUGACUCACGCCGCAGGGUUGUAGGAACACUCUAA
Microthlaspi erraticum is the source of this 1875-nucleotide messenger RNA. Lineage: Eukaryota; Viridiplantae; Streptophyta; Magnoliopsida; Brassicales; Brassicaceae. The record is from the annotation of a GenBank genome assembly.